AUGUCAACACGAACCGCGUUCAGGACUCGUAUAGACGAUGUUCCUGUAGCCGACGGACCAUCUGGACAACAUGUUGUGUGGGCCACAGUGUACUUUGACCCAGAAGAGGCCUGGCUUAACGAUCUUGAGUUGGUCCGCCGUAUGAUGUACCGCGUCGUGAACAGGCAAGUUACAGUGAACGAAUUACCCAUGCAUCACAGGUACUCUCACUGUGUAUCGAUUCGUGUUGGUGGAGAACUUCCCGACGAGGAUGCAGUUUAUGAAGUGGCUGAAGCCAUGUUGGAUAUCUUUCAUGGGAAGGUCAAAUCGGGGGAGUUUGUCGUUAACCGGGCGUAUAUUUUUCGUAGAAGAUCGCGAGAUCUGCUAAGUCUCGGGUCUUCAACGUAUUAA
Molecule: messenger RNA, 390 nt
Organism: Penicillium psychrosexuale
Lineage: Eukaryota; Fungi; Ascomycota; Eurotiomycetes; Eurotiales; Aspergillaceae
Exons: 1
Coding region: 1-390 (129 amino acids)
Source: RefSeq, a predicted model, not a curated record